Molecule: messenger RNA, 1604 nt
Organism: Nomia melanderi (Alkali bee)
Lineage: Eukaryota; Metazoa; Arthropoda; Insecta; Hymenoptera; Halictidae
Source: RefSeq, a predicted model, not a curated record
UGACGUACCUGCGAUACGGAAUCCGUGACAUCCGUCUCCAAAACAGUUUCCGUCUGAGUCUGACUAACAGAUUGUUCAGACAUCAUUGCUCUUUCCAGUCGAAAUCCACCUUCUUCGAGACAAAGCCGUGAAACUACAUAUAAUCGUUUUACCGUGAUUCAAUGUUACGGUUACAUCCAGGUUACUUCAUACUGUCAUCAUUCGUAAUCUGAUAAAAACGACGCCAUGUUUAGGACUGAUACAAAGCUGUUUACUGACUACUAUUUUCAAUACAAUCGUGAACGAAACAUGUCUUUCGAUUUGUGGAUCAGAGAAACGUAACUAUUUAAAAAUGUGUUCAUAUACGUCUUACGUUUUCUUUAUAAUUACUGAUUCUAAUUAUAGUUUACUAUACAAAGAAUAAUCUCUCAAGCUUAAAUUUUUGACAAUAAUAAAUUCUGUUGAUAUCGUAAAUUCUUAUACCGUUUACAAUUAUUACCCGUGUGGAUGAACAAUUUACUAAACUGUCGUGGUGCUGACUGUGUUAGUGAUCUGCUGUAUUUGUAAGAUUUCCUAUAAAUACUCAAAUACUAAUGCCUAAUUUUCCACGGGAACACAUUUUAAGAUCAAUAUCUGCAACUAAGGUUUCUCAGUAUUAAUUUGAUACCAUUUAUAGACACUAUCGAUAUGGAGCCAGUUAAUAAAGUUCCUCUGCCAUUAGAACCAAUAAAGUCAAAUCAGGUGGAAGAUAGGAGGUUGUGGGUGGGCAAUUUAGAUUUAAGAAUUAAUGAGUACCAACUCCUAAAACUCGUCCAAAAACAUGGAACUAUUGAAAAGUUCGACCUCCUAUUCCAUCGGUCAGGCCCACAAGCUGGUCAACCAAGAGGAUACGCAUUUGUUACCUACAAAACAGUUCAGGAUGCAGAAACAGCCAAAGAUGCUUUACAUAACUUGAAAGUAGGAGCGAAAAAUAUUAUUGUCAGAUGGGCUCAUAGCGUAACAGAGCCUGACAUAGAUAAACCAAAGCCAAAAAUAGAUAUACCUGCUUUAGCUGGAGCUAAGAAAGAAGAUAAAAGGAUAAGCCGUGAAACAGCAAUCCAAGCUAUAGAAGCCAAACUAAAGCUCAUGAAAGAAUCGGAGGAGGAAUUUGAAUUAAACAAACCUUUAAAUGGAUCACCUAUAAUACAUUUAUAUCAGAAACCAGAAAACCCAAAACCGUCCACAUCAACUCGUUAUCAUAAUCGAAAUCACCAUCACAACAAUAAGCCGUAUAAUCGUUAUAAACCUAGAAGAUAAUUUAAGUCCCUUUCUAUCUCAUAAUAUUAAAAUUAAAAAUACAACUUAUUUUUACUGAUCAACAUUUGUUCCAUGACUAUAGUUGAUAUGUUAUUUAUAUUUUCUAUUUAAAUCUCGUCUAGUUUGUUUUUUGUAUACUGUAAACUUUUAAGUUCACAUUUUGUACCUUUUUCUACUAAUCGAACAUGAUUCCUACAGCAAUGUGACCGUGCGUAUGAUACAGAAGUAUCUUGAUUCACUGAUAAUGCAAUGCUUAAUAUGUACACUGAUGUACAUGUAUUUUCAUAAUCUACAAUAUCUUUUUAUAAUAAACGAAUAUAUACUUUGAA